This is a messenger RNA of Xyrauchen texanus (razorback sucker), 7679 nucleotides long. RefSeq names its product human immunodeficiency virus type I enhancer-binding protein 2 homolog. Gene Ontology annotation, biological process: regulation of transcription by RNA polymerase II. The record is from RefSeq and is a predicted model, not a curated record. Gene Ontology annotation, cellular component: nucleus. Bases 339 to 5783 code for a protein of 1814 amino acids. NCBI's taxonomy places the organism in Eukaryota, Metazoa, Chordata, Actinopteri, Cypriniformes, Catostomidae. The transcript has 7 exons. Gene Ontology annotation, molecular function: RNA polymerase II cis-regulatory region sequence-specific DNA binding; DNA-binding transcription factor activity, RNA polymerase II-specific.
AGAAUGACAUGAGAUGAAGUUGGCAGAUUGCCUUCAGAAACACCCUGCUGAGGUCAUGAUAAUUUGGAUGUGGUGCCCAGAUGUAAAUGUACAUAGAGAUGGAGACCAUAAUUAAACAAUUUGUCUGAAACGUGGUCUUGAACACAUGGGAAAGAUUAUUCCAAUGAUUUCUGAAGAUCAUGCUGUUGGACUGACCACUGUACAAUCAGAGGGAAUUGUUUAAAGGACGAAAUAAUUAAUUAACCCUCUUUUAAGGGUCCGCAGUAAAGGAGAAGCAUUUGUUAAGGCAAAAUAAUUGGCAAUGUAGCAACUGUACCUAGAAAAGUGCCAUUUUUAUCAUGGAGGCUACAAAAACCUCAGUAGAACCAGAGUGCUCCGAGCUGAUUUUCAAUAUAAAAAAUGACGAAAAACACUUGCCGUCUGAGAUGACCCAGAGAGGCCAAUCCUCUGGCUCAGAGGGGAAAAAAAGACUUGCAGAGUCACCUCAGACAGGGGCUGUAAGUCCAUUUCUUGGUAUGGAGCCACAGGGCUUUGCUUCAGGAAAUACUCUCACCUCAAAAUCUAGAGAACACGGUCACAUCCACCUCAGGAGGAAGACUUUUCCUCCCCCAGACAAGCAAUGUCUUCAAUCAGAAUCUGAGGGGCUGCAGAAAAAGGAGCAAAAAUCUGUUAAGACUGGGAAGUAUGUAUGCCAAUAUUGUGGGAGAGCUUGUGCCAAACCCAGUGUACUAAAGAAGCACAUCCGUUCUCAUACUGGCGAACGACCCUAUCCGUGUAUUCCUUGUGGUUUCUCAUUUAAAACCAAGAGCAACUUGUACAAACACAGAAAAUCUCACACUCAUGCAGUCAAAGCAGGGUUGAUGUCGUAUUUAGGACAAGACAGCAAGCAUAUGGGUAUGGAGGAGGAGCUGACAGUUGCAAAGGGUGAUAUGCAUUCUGAUGUGGAGCAGAGCACGGACACGGAUGAAGAGGUUGUGGAGGACUUGGCCUUGGAUGCAACAAGGCAUAUAAAAGACACAGAGGCUGUCAUACAAGACAAGUGGGAAAAAUUGGCAAAGAAAGAAGCUGUGAUGCUCUCCGUUCAGAGUUCAAAAACUGCCUCAUCGGGAAAAGUAUCUUUAAGGGAGUUCCGGGAACUGAUGGCACCUGUCGCAAUUGCUCAGGUGGACCAAAUGGUUGAGUUCUCUACCAUCAAGCAAAGACUGGCACUUAGACUUUCAGACAAGAAAAGUCAAGACUCCGAUCAGUCUCUUUCUCUUCCCAGCUCUUACAGUAAAGGGAGCACUGAUUCUGGCUAUUUCUCACGUUCGGAGAGUGCCGAGCAUCAGUUCAACCAGUCAAGUGCAAGUGCAAAGUCGUAUCAAGAAAUUAUGUUUGGAAAAUGUUACAGACCAACCACCAGGCCAAAGCAAUCAAUCACUGUACAGACCUGCAUGACAGACAUAAAUGAGGCAACAUCAAGUUUUAUGAUUAAACCGAACAAAGGCAUGAUGCCUGGUGACACAGAAUCGUCUGUACAUAGUAGCAAAAAAGACCUAGACCGAUCAAUAAAAAUUGAUUCAGAGUCUUUCCAAGAGGAAGAUUAUCAAGAUUGUCAAAUCCCUGCAAGCACUGAUCUUCUUGAAAUGGCAUCAGAGAGUAGCGUGUUCUUGCGCAGUAACUCACUUCCAACCUCAUCUAAUUCAAAUCUGGAUCCACCACAAGGCUUAAGAAGCAGUAAUUCGUUUGAUGAGAGAAUGACAGGUGCUGAUGUCACCUACCGGGGACCUGUGGGAAUGCGAAGACUAAUGCGGCAAGCUGCCUUUGAGCACUCUGCUAAUGAAGGUCAUGCAGAAUCAGACUACUAUGCUCAUCUAGCUUGUAGCUUAAAAUCAGAUUUGAAAAUUCACACCAUUGAUGAUUCUACAAUGGGUAUGGAAAACUAUCUAGAAACUGAGUCAUGUCCGAUUUCCCAAAGCCAUAUGUCAGAAACUUCAAGGAAACGUAGAAAAGACAAGCAUGUCAUGGAGGAGGAAGAUUUUCAAAUCCAAGACAAGCCCUCAGACAUGUCUGAGACAAAGGAAACUGUCUUUAAUACUGCCUUCUGUGACACUGAAAGAAGAACUGGCAGCAAUGUUAUCUCUGUAAUUCAGCACACAAAUUCAUUCAACUGGCUAAGCUCCUCAACUGACAUUAGGUCAAAUCCAUUGAACGCAGUUGACCUUUACAAUUUGACAGAAAAGGAACAUAGCAUAGAGGGUAACAGAAAUGAUCCCAAUCAUGGCUCAGAAGGAAUAGAAUGGCAAUGGGGAAGCAGCGGUCUACUGCACCAGAAACUUCACUUGGCUAAACAACCAACAUCUCAUCUCAGUAUCCAAGUCCCAGAGAUUAGAGUAACUGUGGAGCCUGACAGACCAGAAAAAAUUGCGGAUGUAGGGGUCAGGCAAAGGGAAAAGCAUACUGAAGAGUUUCAGUGGCCACAGAGGAGUGAGACACUGUCACAGUUUCCAAUAGAAAAACUGCCUCCCAAAAAGAAACGUUUGCGUUUAGCAGAGAUGGAGUGUUCUUCUGGAGAAUCUAGUUUUGAAUCUGCUUGCACGAGUCUCUCCAGAAGCCCAAGUCAAGAUAGCAAUUUGUCUCACAGCUCAAGCUUUUCCCAGUCACUUGACAGAGAGGAGAACCUUAACAUUGCAUCCCAAACCAACCCAGAUGAGUUUAAUAGGCCAUUGGAGUUCUUAUCGGUACCAGGUAGUUCACAGAGUCGUCACAAAGAGAUGAGACGUUCUGCAUCAGAGCAGGCACCUUAUAACGUACACGUAGAGGUUCCAGAAUUUCGAAGCAAGUCUUUUGACUAUGGUAGUCUGUCUCCUACAUUUAGGCAGGAAGAGGUUAAAGAGCGUAGAAGGUGCUUCUUAGUUAGGCAGGCAUCGUUAAGUGGUGAACCAGAGGUUGUGACACAAAGUGCCACAAUUCUAGAUGAAACCAGCAGGAGACCAACCUCACCAAACAAACCGUUUUCACUUGAGGGAUCCGUUGAGAAAAUGAGAUAUUCUUUGAUUUCUGGCAGUCCUUUUCAACAACACAAACAAGUAGGCCAAGUGCAAACCUCAUCUCAUAAGCAAUACACUCAACCCAAUGUGUUUGACCCAGAUAGCAUAAUGCUUCUGAUUAAGAAGGAACCAGAAGAUUCUAAGACAGCUGAAUCUUACAUUAGCUUACGAAACUUCCAGGAAGAUAGUUUGCAGAGCGUAGGCAGUGUUUUGUCUACAAUAGCAGUUCUUUCACAAGCUCAGGAUGCAUUAGCCUAUCAAAACAUGUCUAGUUUUCUAGUUCCUGUCAGAAUUCAAAUGCAAGUGCCAUCCUACGGACACAUAACAUACACUAGUAUAUCUCAUAUCCUCGAUUCUCAACCACAGAACUCUAUCUCAUGCAUAGAACACAAAAAAUCCUCCAGUCAAAGUCUUGCUGAUCUCAUGCCACAAACUAGCAUAUUAUAUGAAUCAUCUGAAAAAUUAGGGCACCCAAGGCGACUUUUGCGCAGCCCACAAGCAUCACCAGCAAAGCUUAAUACAGGCAUACCUUUGUCAUUAACCUCCAAAACCAUCUCAACUACAGAGGCCCCCAGUGGUGGGGCAAACAAGCGCAUGCUCUCUCCUGCAAGUAGCAUUGAACUCUUCACUGAGGCAAAGCAGCAAAAACGAGUCAAAGAUGAGAACAUUUAUGGCCAAAUUGUCAAAGAGCUCAGUGCUGUGGAGUUAGGAAAUCUCGAAGUUGACAAAGAAUGUCCCAAGAUAAGUUUAAAAUUAGAAAAUACAGAAGUCCCGCAUAAGCAUUCGCAGGAGGUAGAUAUGGAGUCCAACCUGGAGUUACAAUCUUCUGCUAGUAUUCCUCAAGAUACUGCUAUGAUGGAGCGCAAACCAACGGCAGAACACCUGAUGAUCAGUUAUCGUUCUUCUAUAGGUGCUUUGCUGUUGUCUCAGUUUUCAGGUCUUCACACCACUACUUGUGUGAGCUGGUGCUAUCUCAACUUCACUAAGCCAAAUAGCACAAAAACAGCUGCACAUUUCUCGGAGUAUGCCUCAUGGAUUGUGAGAUGCCAUAACCCCAACCCACCCAAUCUUAGCACUGGGAUGAUUCUUGCUCUUCUCCGAUCCAAACAGAGGACACAAAAUGCUAUUUAUUCAGUCGCUACUACGUAUCAACCUGGACUACUUGUAACCUCUACCCCCUGGAGACCAAAGCAAGAACAAGUAACUCUGGAAUGCAGAGAGGAAGAUACAAAACAUGACGUGAGAUUAAGAGAAGUUAGCCAGAGAGGCAAAUCUUUACGAGAGGACAUUGCUCCCUCAGUAGGACAACCCGAACCAGCCCGUGUGAAGAUUUUUGAAGGAGGGUAUAAGUCGAAUGAGGACUAUGUGUACGUGAGGGGCCGUGGUCGGGGAAAAUAUAUUUGCGAAGAAUGUGGUAUUCGUUGCAAGAAGCCAAGCAUGCUCAAGAAACACAUACGAACUCACACAGAUGUGAGACCCUACAUCUGCAAGUGCUGCAACUUUGCCUUUAAAACUAAAGGUAAUCUCACCAAGCAUAUGAAGUCAAAAGCUCACCUGAAAAAAUGCCUUGAACUUGGAGUUUCGCCCACAGCCAUGGAUAAUACAGAGGAUGCAGAUGACAUCCAGAAGUCCUUAGAUAGCAGGCCAAUGGAAACAACCAUUAAACAUCAGUUCUCAGAUGUGGAGGACUCUGAUGAAGAUGGAGAUGAACCAGAUGAUGAGGAAGACGAUGAAUGCGAUGGUGAUUCUACACCAAAAACACUGUCCAGAAGCACAAGUCCUCAGCCAUAUGCAGUCAGCAAGCCAUGUCUGUCUAGCUGUCUCAUGAAGCACUUGGACACAAGCCGCAAUCCACCUAAGGAACAACUUGAAAUUUUCUCUUCGAGGAUUGAGGAUGAUCUGACCUUGGAGCAAUCGAGCAAAUCUUUUGAACUCUGCCCACCUCAGCUGCUGUCGCCUUGCUGGGACUCACCUCGUCAGAGGUACAUAUGCCCAAGAGGAGACCUGUCACCACAACGCCAUCUGUUGUCAACCUGUGAUUCGUCUCCUUUGAGGGCCAUUUCUCCAAGGAGAGAUCUGUGUUUCAGAGGGGAUUUCUCACCUGUUUUCCAGCUUUCACUUGUAAGGCCAAUGCCAACAGGGGCUGACCCAUCUGGUCAGAGAGCGCAGUCUCCAUUAGGUCGUCAAAAAGUAGUGCUUAGGGCUGUGUCCCCACAGAAGGGGUCCUACCAGCACAGGGCCAACAUGGAACAGGGAAGGAGUACAAGAUUUCAAAGCUCUCCCCCAAGACCAGUCAUUGGAGUGCACUCAGAAAAGAAAAUGGAUCGAGAAGGUACUCUGAAUCUGUACGUUCCUGCUGGCCAAUGCAGCCGUAAAGGCCUGUCCACUUCCCUACAGCCUGACAUCCUCAGCCAUUUGCCUUUGCACUCUCAAGGACAGGUGCCAACACCUGUUCCAAUGAUCCCUAUUGGGGGCUUAAGGAUGCCCUCUACAUCGACAUCUGGUGUUGCUCAGGAGAGAGAUUCACACCCAUCACUUCCACAGGAGAACAUAUCAGAGAUGGCUAGUUCCAGCCGGACCUCAGCCCCUGUGCCAGAUCUUGGAAUGUCCUACGGUGGAGAGACAGCAACCUCCAACCCUGGACUUUCUAGCAAAUAUGAUAAAAAGGAGGAGAGUGUCUCCAUCUGUGCAAAAGCUAUUGCGUCUCUCAGAAUAACAACUGAAGAUGCCACUGAUAAGCCUCCUAAAAGUUGAUUUUUAGCAUUGUACAAACACAUUCAAAAGAUGAAUUCAAGUAAAGGCCAGAAUCACACAACGCAAAUACGCAAACACGAAGGCUUGGCCAGCACAUUGCAAGAGUGUGGUUCUGUUGAACAUAUCCUGCAUCUUGGUAACAAACCUCUGUACUCAAGGGGGCGAUAGAGUUACCUUCAAAUGUCUGUGCCAUUAAAUCAGAUGUGUUAUUCUUCAGGUACUUACUAUAAACAUAUCGACUUAUUUACUCUGAAAAUGCAAUGCAUACUUGAAUUCAGGAACGCAACAAUGCAAGAAAUUGAGCUUGUGUAGCUUGAAGCAUUCACGUAUUUGCGUAGACUAUGUUUCAGGAGCCUGACCAAGAGUUUUUGGAGAUUUGGUAACAAAUAAUACACAGAAUAUGCAUGGCAUCUCGCACUUAUGUUUAUUUCAGUGCACAUGCCAUGUUCCCUAUACCAGCCAUGCCAGUCUCAAUUAUACAUGCAGUUUAUAAAGUAAACAUGAAGCCGAUAUUUACAAUACAUGCAAAAAAAAUAUCAGAUCAAAUAUUUAAUUAAACCAUGUAAAUUGCCGAUCUGAAACUGCGUUUCCAAGAACAAUGUAAACAUUUUCUUUAGGAAGUUAUAUGCAUCAUCAUCAUCAUCAUCAUUGACUUCUGCUUGUGCCUUUAAGAUGUUUGCAAAUCCCUCAAUGAGAGAAAGUCAUUAGAUGUACCCUGUUUAUGCACUUAAAUGUAGUGUUGGUUAUUAAGUUGAACUAAUAUGAGGUUUUGUGGUUGCUUUUGAGAUUGCACUUAUUUAAAUACAUUUAAAUAAGUUUGCAUAUUGCAUUAAGCUGUGCUGUUAUUGCCUUUUAUGCUAUUGUAUAUUUUUGCUGGCACCUUUAUAACUUAACUGCAUUAUAUGCAUUGAAGAUAAUGAACUGAAACGUGUGGAUGAUAAAUUAUUUUAAAGAAACUUUAGGUUAAACCUUCUUCACCGUAUAGUAUUUUUGUAAUACCUCGUUUCCUUCGUUAAUCGUUAGAUUUUUUGGCACUUAAGCAACAAAAUGUCAUUACAAGGCAUUUUAAUAUAGAUAUGCAUAUAACAUCAUAUUAUUAUCUAUCUAUGAAUCACAUAUUCAAAUUACUAUUUGAAGCACUUUCUUGCUAGCUGAUAGACUGAAUGCAGUGUCAUCAAUAUUGGAGCUAUUUUUAAUCAUUUUAGGUGAUGAUUUUAGAUUGAUUAAUCAUAUGACACAACAUUCCAGUCACUGUUAAGUCAAUUAUAUGUUCACAUUCAUGCACACCUAUGUACGUGUUUAUACAGACAGGUAUACGUGUGUGUAUGUACACAAAACACACACAAAAUUGCUCUAAUGUACUGUAAUCACUUUUUAAGAGUGUUUUUAAAAAAAUGGUACAUAUAUGGAGGGACAUUUGCUUUUUCAGGUUUUUUCUUGCAAUCUAGGGGUCUUGAAGUUGUCUGACUGUUUGAAUGUAUGCCGUUUUAGCAUAAGUCAUUUUAAAUGUCUUUAAAGAAGGUAUAAGUGCUCUCUGAUAUUAAACGUACUGUUAUCAUAAGUAGCAAAUGGUAUAGAAACGUCCCAUUUCAGUUUGUGGGAUUUACACUGUAUUAAUAGUUAUUAAAAACACUGAGAUGGUGAAGUUAAACAGUUUAUUCUGAAAGAAUGUUCAUGUCAUGUUUACAUUAUUACAUAUGAAAGAUUUUGAGUUAUGUAGGCAUUUUAGAGACUACAACAUUGUGUUAUUUGUCUUAAAGACAGAUACAUGGUCAUCAUAUAGAUAUUCAUGAUAUUUCUAUUUUGCCCAUAAAGGCAGCUGAUUUCUUCUUAUUGUUUAUUGUUUAUUUUUGUUGUUGUUUGUUUUACUGAUUAAAGAUGUCCUUUAAAAAAAAA